Parathielavia appendiculata is the source of this 1669-nucleotide messenger RNA. RefSeq names its product Aminomethyltransferase folate-binding domain-containing protein. Gene Ontology annotation, molecular function: protein binding. The coding region runs from base 93 to 1460 and encodes 455 amino acids. Gene Ontology annotation, cellular component: mitochondrial matrix. Gene Ontology annotation, biological process: iron-sulfur cluster assembly. The record is from RefSeq and is a predicted model, not a curated record. NCBI's taxonomy places the organism in Eukaryota, Fungi, Ascomycota, Sordariomycetes, Sordariales, Chaetomiaceae. The transcript has a single exon.
CCGGAGAGCUCCGGAACACGGCCAUCUCUCAGAACGGAGACACCAGCAAGCCGGAACCAGUCCCUUAACCACACUGACGGCCGGACACCACAAUGCAGCCGGCACGGAGGAUACUCACCUUCUCUUCAAGGGGCUCGAACGGCUCCGUAAGGACCCCGGCGCCGUCCACAUGCCUAACCUGCCGAGCACGUCCCACACAACGCCGCGCCUUCUCCCGCUCCGUGCCCCGGCAUGCUGCUCCGUCUGCUCCCUCCCCAAACGGGAUCGCCCGACUCACCUCGCGCAAGCUGAUAUCCGUCUCUGGCCCGGACGCGACAAAGUACCUCCAAGGCGUCAUCACCGCCAAUAUCUACCCUGGUUCUGCCCAUCCCGGCAACAACGAGCACCUGCGCUCCGACGCGGGCUUCUACGCUGCCUUCCUGACCGCCCAGGGCCGCGUGCUGCACGACGUCUUCCUCUACCACGACGUCCGCGACCGCUCCCAUCCGCGCGGCCACAGCUGGCUGGUCGAGGUCGACGCCGCCGAGGCCGAGCGCCUGCAGAAGCACAUCCGGCGGUACAAGCUGCGCGCCAAGUUUGACGUGCGCGUGCUCGACGACGCCGAGGCCGCCGUCUGGCACCUGUGGAGCGACGCCGACGAUCAGAAGCUCUCCACCGCCAUCACCCAACACGUCCACUCACCAUCCUACAAAACCCCCGCCAUCACCACCCGCGACCCGCGCGCCCCCGGACUGGGCCACCGCGUCGUACUCUUCGGUGAUGGCAACCAACCCGCCACCGACAUCACCGCCCUUGGGCCUCCCGACCCGUUCCCGCUCCUCGACGAAUCCUUCUACCGCCUCCGCCGCUACCUGUACGGCAUCUCCGAGGGCCAGGCCGAGCUGGCGUACGGCCAGGCUCUGCCCCACGAGAGCAACAUGGACUUUACCGGCGCCAUCGACUUCCGCAAGGGGUGCUACGUCGGGCAGGAGCUGACGAUCCGCACCGAGCACCGCGGCGUGGUGCGCAAGAGGGUGUUGCCUGUCUUGCUUUACCCCGAAGAUCAGCCGCUUCCGAUUCUGUCGGGAGGAGUAGGAGUAGGGGGGUUGGAGGAGGAGGUGGGGUUGUUGUUGGGGCGUCUGUAUAAGCCGCAGAUCGGGAAUGGGAAUGGGGAUGUAGCUGGGAGUGGUACGGUCGUGGAUGCCGGCAUGGUGCCGACCGAGGCGAGUAUCGGGCGGGUGGGCAAGAAGGGACGCAGCGCUGGGAAAUGGCUGAGUGGGGUGGGCAAUGUCGGGUUGGCGCUGUGCCGGUUGGAGAUCAUGACGGAUGUUGUGCUGCCUGGAGAGACGGGCGGGGUGGGCUUCAGCGAGGGGGAUGAGUUUGUUGUUGGGUUAGACGGCGAAGAUGGGCGGAGGGUCAAGAUCAAGGCAUUUGUGCCGGAAUGGUUGAGGCGGAGGUUGGCGGGGAAAGAAGGGCACUAGGGGAUUGGAAGAGGGUAUUGGGGUUUGAACGUGUAUUAUGAUGGUGUAUACCGAAUGCGUGUGAUUGCGUGUAUAUCAGCUACAAUAGAUAGACAUAGCCAUGCGGUCAUCGCUUGUGAGUAGCCAGGCCGCCGAUGCUGACGGUUUCCCUGCGUUUCAUGGUUCGUCUUCUGGUCGGGUGUCUGUCACCUGAGGCUGGAGAUAACUCA